AACCAGUCGCUUUCAAACACCCGAAGUAAACAAACAUCGCUUGCCUCAACGUGUAAAUUUGACAGAAGGAAAUUUUACUGUUAGGGAACACACGAUAUCGAAUGCUUGCUUGAAUUUUUGUAAAGAAAUUUAAUUUUUGAUAAUAUGUUUAAUAUAACAACACUACUACAAGCUGCUGAAUAUCUAGAAAGACGUGAAAGAGAGGCAGAGCAUGGCUAUGCAUCCACAGCUCCUAUGCCAGAUUAUGUGAGCAAAAAGAAAAUCAAACCAAAGAAAUCUCAGGGUAAUAGAUCUACACACAAUGAGCUGGAGAAAAACAGACGAGCACAUUUAAGAUCAUCUUUAGAAACAUUAAAAGAUUUAGUUCCAUUGGGGAAUGAUCACACACGCCAUACAACAUUAGGACUUCUUACAAAUGCCAAAGGAUUUAUCAGGAACCUAGAAGAUAAAGAAAAAAAAUAUAAUCAACAGAAGGAUCAGUUGAAAAGAGAACACCGAUUUUUGCAGCGUCGUUUAGAAAGUUUAAUGGAAGGCCAGUACCGAGUUCCACAUGAAAGAAGUAUCAGUGAAUGUAGUACGGCAACAAGCUCUACCUCCUCAACAUCUGAGUCAGAUGAAAUAGACAUCCUUGGUUAUGGGAGUGGUCAAAGUGAUACAGAUGACCACAGCAGCAUUGAAAGUGGCAGCGACGGCUAUACAGGAGCCGCUAAACGUCUAGUUUUAAGUUCUUCCUCCCUGGAUUCCCUGUGAGGAUGGUAGAAACCUGUCUCUUGGGGACAGGUCCUGUAUGUUUGGAUAUAUAUAUAUGAUGAAUGAUGAUAUUAUCAGAUCUGUUAGCACAGACAGUUAGACUUUUAUUAUUUAUUUGAUUGUAUGAAGAUGUGUAAAUCUCUUUUUUGUUAAAUUUUGAUGUUGUAUUGUGAUGACCUGAGAGAUUGGAAAUGAUGAAUUAAUGUGCAUGAUGAAGGGAGAUAACUAUUGAAGAUUUUAUGUAUUUCUUGCCCUAAUAUUUUGUUGGAUCACUCUAAUCGUGUAGUAUUAUAACUUUAUAUGACAACAGGCAAUAAACAAGUGCUUGGUGAAUGUAAUGAUUAUUUUAGAAGUUAUCUCCCUUUGUCAUGGUGAUCAUAACUGUCUUUAAGUGUAGAGGGUCUAAACUUAGCUGAUCUCGGUGUUGCCUCCCUUAGUGAUAGGACGAGGCAGACCCAAAAUGUACAAAAUAAAAUGGUGCAAUAGUAUACCUCCCAGCAAAUGGUAUACUUGAGUGACUGACCCUUGUACCCACCUUUUGUCACAUGACCUGGAGUUGGUAUAACUAAACACCAUUGAAAGGUUUUGUAAGGUGUUAGGCAGCAAUUUCCCAAAAAAACAAAAGACAAUUCUACAGUAUCUUUAUUGUGACAUGUCUGUAUAUAUAUUUAUUUAUCUAAUUUAUUGUUUUUAUCUUCCAGUAAGUUAUUUUAUUGUUGAAAUUUUUAGUAAUAGUUGGAGCAUCAACUAAAAUUUCGUAGUGAAAAUUUUGUCUAUUUUUAAAGCAGAGGUUGAUGCUUCUAGCUGCAUGAACAAAUUUGUUUUGGUUUUAAAAAAUACAACUUUAAGCUGAUAGCUGUGAUAUCCUCUCUACUUAAACCUUUGUUUAUUGAAAUGAAUGCUCCACAUGAAAUACUUUUUCAUUUAAAUCUUAGUUUGAACUUAUUAAUUGGAUUUGUAUAUAGAAUUUUAUCUCCAAAGACGCAAAUAGAUUGUAAAAAGGCAUUCCAGCAGUGGUCUAUGUCUUCAAUAGAUAUUUUAUUUCUGUUUACCAAUGACACAAUAGGGUAGAAUCACAAGUGCCCGGUGAUGUGAUUAUUAUUGUUGUUUUAGUUGAUUUUUGUUAUUGAAAUCUCAAAUGGGGGAAAUGAUGUUAUGAAAAAGGGGGGUUAUUUAUUCCAAAACUGAAAGAAAAAAAGUUGAUUGUAUAAUUGCUCUACAGUAUAAAAUAUUCGGUUACGACGAAAUUUCCUUAUUCAAAAUUUCAUAAUUAUGAACUUUUAGUAAUAGUAAUAUCAGUUAUAUGAUAUAUUUAAAAAAAAAUUAAAAGUUAAAUAAAGAAAAAAAAGAUUUUUUAUUUUUUUUAAACUUGAAAAAUGUUUAGAAUUAAUUAGUAUUAUUUUUGUGUAAUGUCCCUAUGAUGGUACCCAGUGUAAAAAAAGAGGGGGGCUUUAUUUUUCUUUUCUUCUACAUGUUCACUUUCAAAUUCAAAAAUAAUUUAAUGGUGCCAAAUAUCCAAUUUGCAAAAAAACUGCUUAAAAGGAGAAAAGAAAUAUAUAAAUGGACAAAAUGUUGAUCUGAUGUAUAAAGAUCCCACAUAUGUAUGAUGAAAAUGUAAGCGAAUUGUUCAAUCAAAAUAUUUAAAUUGGUCUGAUAGUUAAUGUUCUACAAUUGAUGUCAUUUGUGAAGACAAAAUACCAGAAAAAAUGCAUUAAUGAAAAAAAAUACUCUCUGCAAGAUUGUAUAUCCAGAAAGGGGGAAAAAGUGCUAAAAUUUUGUAACUUACGCAUAAUACAAGCUAUUAGUGUGCAUGUUUAAAGGUGUUAAAAGUGGGAUAGAUAUAAGAUGCCAUGUUGCUCAAUUGCAUAUUUGAGCAUUAUUUACAAAUGUGACCAAAUAUGUCAAUAGAGUUUUUUCAGUAACAUCUUUUCUAUUGGUUUAUUUGUAUUGCAUGCAGAUGAGUUUGUAUUUUCCAAAUUUCAUACAUGAUACACCAGCAUCAGAUGUGUGUAAGUGACACACCAGCGUCAGAAGUGUGUAAAUGACAAUUGUGUAAUGUGAUUAUGCAAAUGUAAGAUGACGGCAGUCCCAAAUCAACAUUCAUUUUGCAAGAAAAAUACCUGUGAAGAAUCAUUUGACCAUCUUAUGUGAACUGUGUUAAAACACAUGGAUACUGUAUGAAUUUUCCAUUGUUUAAUUGUACUAAAUAAUUAUAAAUGUGCAUGUGUUAGUUUAGAGAGUAAUAUAAGUGUUAAAUGUUGGUACAAAUGGCAAUGUCAUCAGUUGUUUUAUUUUUCUCAUCAGAGAAUUAAAAGUCUAUUAAAUUUUUAUUUAUAAAAAAA
Molecule: messenger RNA, 3092 nt
Organism: Mytilus trossulus (common blue mussel)
Lineage: Eukaryota; Metazoa; Mollusca; Bivalvia; Mytilida; Mytilidae
Product: max-interacting protein 1-like
Exons: 6
Coding region: 145-750 (201 amino acids)
Biological process (GO): regulation of transcription by RNA polymerase II
Molecular function (GO): RNA polymerase II cis-regulatory region sequence-specific DNA binding; protein dimerization activity; DNA-binding transcription factor activity, RNA polymerase II-specific
Source: RefSeq, a predicted model, not a curated record